CAUGAUCAUCGCCAUGAACACCUUUGCUGUCCUCGUCUGCCUCGCCGCCGUCGCCGCUGCCUCCCCGCAGUUCAGGGCUCCGACUCGACAGACCUUCCAGGACGAGCGUCAGGUGGCCAUCUUGAGGGACGACCGCCAGGAUUCCGGCGACGGCAACUUCAACUACAAUUUCGAGGCCGAAAACGGAAUCAGCGUUUCUGGUUCGGGAGCUCCGGGAUCUGAGGGCCAGAGCAACAUGCAAGGCAGCUACAGAUUCACCCUUCCCGACGGAACUAUCGCUGAAGUGAGAUACGUCGCCGACGAGUUCGGAUUCCGCGCCGAAUCCCCCCUCAUUCCCACCCCCCACCCCCUCCCCGCCCACGCCAUCGAGCAGAUCCGAGUUGCUGAGGAACAACGGCGUCGCGGAAUCACCUUCUAAAAUGAAGAUCACUACUUUUGGAAUGGCUCUAAGACUGACAUUUACUUUACAUUAGUACAUACGAUGAUUCUGUACAUAUUAUGCAGCAGG
Penaeus monodon (black tiger shrimp) is the source of this 508-nucleotide messenger RNA. Its product is annotated as cuticle protein AM1199-like. The transcript is spliced from 3 exons. The record is from RefSeq and is a predicted model, not a curated record. Bases 2 to 418 code for a protein of 138 amino acids. Lineage: Eukaryota; Metazoa; Arthropoda; Malacostraca; Decapoda; Penaeidae. Gene Ontology annotation, cellular component: chitin-based extracellular matrix. Gene Ontology annotation, molecular function: structural constituent of chitin-based larval cuticle.